CCGCGCCUCGGCACUGAUCGAGCGCCGCUCCCGGACCUGCCGCGGGCUGGACUCGCCGCCCCGCCGCCCCGGCCUCCAGGAUCAUGUGGUACGUCAGCACCCGGGGGAUGGCCCCACGGGUCAACUUUGAGGGCGCUCUCUUCUCUGGCUAUGCACCAGAUGGGGGUCUCUACAUGCCAGAGGAGCUCCCGCUGCUGGACCGAGAGACCCUGCAUCGCUGGAGCACACUGUCCUACCCCGGCCUGGUGAAGGAGCUGUGUGCCCUCUUCAUUGGCUCUGAGCUCAUUCCAAGAGAUGACUUAGAUGGUCUGAUCGACCGGGCCUUCAGCAGAUUCCGCCACAGAGAGGUGGUCCCGCUGAGCAGGCUGAAGAACGGGCUGAACGUGCUGGAGCUGUGGCACGGGGUCACCUAUGCCUUUAAGGACCUGUCCCUGAGCUGCACCGCUCAGUUCCUGCAGUACUUCCUGCACAGGCGGGAGAAGCAUGUCACCAUUGUUGUCGGGACUUCUGGGGACACAGGGAGUGCAGCCAUCCAGAGUGUUCAAGGAGCAAAAAACAUGGACAUCAUUGUUCUGUUGCCCAAGGGCCACUGCUCGAAGAUUCAGGAGCUCCAGAUGACAACAGUGCUGACGGACAAUGUGCAUGUGUUUGGAGUGGAAGGGAACAGCGACGAGCUGGAUGAGCCCAUCAAGGCGGUGUUUGCGGACGUGCCCUUUGUCCGGAAGCACAAUCUCAUGAGCCUCAAUUCCAUCAACUGGUGCCGCGUCCUGGUGCAAAUGGCCCACCACUUCUUCGCUUACUUCCGCUGUGCGGCUUCCUUGGACUCCCACGUUCUGCCCCCCGUGGAGGUGGUUGUGCCCACAGGGGCUGGUGGGAACCUUGCAGCUGGAUGCAUUGCUCAGAAGAUGGGCCUGCCCAUCCACCUGGUUGUGGUGGUGAACUGCAAUGACAUCAUCCACAGGACUGUCCAGCAGGGAGACUUCUCUCUGUCCGAGGCCGUCAAACCUACCUUGGCAUCAGCUAUGGACAUUCAGGUACCGUACAACAUGGAGAGGAUCUUCUGGUUGCUGUCAGACUCCAACAGCCAGGUGACGAGGACCCUCAUGGAGCAGUUUGAAAGGACCCAAAGACUGCAUCUGUCCAAGGAGCUUCAUGGCAAGCUCUCAGAGGCAGUGACGUCUGAGUCGGUGUCUGAUAAGACCAUCACCCAGACCAUGGGGCGCUGCUGGGCGGAGAACCGGUACCUGCUAUGCCCUCACUCGGCCGUGGCAGUGAGCUACCAUUACCAGCAGACCGACAGACAGCGGCCCAGUGCCCCCAGGUGCUGCCUGGCCCCUGCUUCGGCAGCCAAGUUCCCAGAAGCAGUCCUGGCCGCUGGACUGACUCCUGAGACUCCAGCUGAGAUCCUGGCCCUGCAGCAUAUGGAGACACGCUGCACCCCGAUGCGAAGAGGGGAAGACUGGACACUGAUGCUUCGGGACACGAUUGAGGGCCUAAGCCAGCGGUGGAGGGAUCUUGCUACGCACGCCGUGGCAUAGCCAGGCCGGAGCUGGCUUUGUUUAAGCAUGCUGUUCCAAGAGGUGCACCUUUGAGCAGCUUGUGCCCCCUUCUCCUGAGGAGAGUUGGCCUGGGACAUUCCCAGGAGGCUGGUCCAGUGGUGUGGAGCCAGCUGCUUGCCUUGCUUCCAUGAAGAGUCGUGGAGAAGGAGAGGAGGAGGAAUGUGGCUGAUGUUGAAAUGUCCUCACCACUGACUAGUGUAGUUACAGCACUGUGCCAUGUACGGGUUCCAGAGCCUGCAAUAGACAAGCCUUGAACCCAGGGUUGACCUUGGAUUCCAGGUGGCAAGACCCUCAGACAGACCACCUGCCUCAGCACAGGCCUUGAGCUUAUGGUCUCUAACUCAGUCUGGGUGCCAAACUGAAUCUAUAGCCUUAGCCCUCCUUUCUAGAACCGUCUAGUCUGUUAAAAUGUUGUGAAUCCAUGGAAUAAAAGUGCUAUUUGGUCCA
This is a messenger RNA of Jaculus jaculus (lesser Egyptian jerboa), 2006 nucleotides long. It is a transcript of the gene Thnsl2, whose product is annotated as threonine synthase like 2. The record is from RefSeq and is a predicted model, not a curated record. Gene Ontology annotation, molecular function: pyridoxal phosphate binding. Gene Ontology annotation, biological process: dephosphorylation; 2-oxobutyrate biosynthetic process. Lineage: Eukaryota; Metazoa; Chordata; Mammalia; Rodentia; Dipodidae. The coding region runs from base 84 to 1538 and encodes 484 amino acids. The transcript is spliced from 9 exons.